UGAGUUUCCCUUGUCAUUAGUUAAUGGAAGGCCUACCCCCUGGUGGCACUUACAUUCCUAGGCUGCUGGCCUCUGACCUCUGGGGUAUAGGCACCCGGUUUUCAGGUUUUGGCUUCAUCUGACCCCCCCGCCACCUCCGUGCCCACCAGCCCUGGAGGUAGCACUUGCCACUGAGAUAGAAUCAAGAAGCCUAUGAAACACUGCGAGGCACUGAGGAUAAUUUUCCCCGUUUGUGGUCUUAAUGCCCUGAUGGCUAGUCUAAGGAGAGGGCCUCAUGUUCCGGUGCAGCGCGGGCUGCUGUGAGGAUAGCCAGGCGUCCAUGCAGCAGGUGCACCAGUGCAUUGAGCGCUGCCACGCACCUCUGGCCCAAGCCCAGGCCCUGGUGACCAGCGAGCUGGAGAAGUUCCAGGACCGCCUGGCCCGGUGCACCAUGCAUUGCAACGACAAAGCCAAAGACUCAAUAGAUGCGGGGAGUAAAGAGAGUCAGGUGAAGCGGCAGCUGGAGAGUUGUGUGACCAAGUGUGUGGAUGACCAUAUGAACCUCAUUCCAACCAUGACCAAGAAGAUGAAGGAGUCUCUCGCAUCCAUUCAGAAAUAGAAGUCUUUGCCAUUGGCCAUGGAGGCUGAGGGCAGGAAUCUAUUUAAAAUGAAGAAUGCGAAUUUUGGUCUUUUAAGCAGUUUAAGGAUGAAGAAAUUGAGGAUGGCGGCAAGUUUAAGGCAUGUGUCACUUGCCUCUGGACACCGGUUCUUUUAUGUUUUAAUCCUAGAAAGUGAAAUGGGGGAAGAAAAAGAAAAAAAAACCUGGUGCUAAUGUUUGGGUCAGAGAGUUUUUGAGAGCCUAAAUUUUAUGUGGCAAAUGCUCAUCCUGGCAGCAGGCAUUUCCCUCAAACCAAGCCAGAGCCUUCUGAGGUACAAACAAGCUGACAGGGUCCUCUAACCUGUCAGUGGUCUGGUAGAAGAUGAGGGGAGGCGUUUCUGUUUGUUGCCAACCUCCUGUUUACUACAAGCAUUACCACACCAUUUUCCAUAAGCUGUGAAACAAAAUCCAUGCGGUUACUAAUUUAGAAGUGGAAAAACAGUUUCUGAGUAUUUGGUUUGGGUUGGUUUUAUAUACAAGGGCAUAAAGUUCAUUUAAGAUGGGGAGUUGGGAGAGGUAGUUUGGGUAAGAACUUAAAAGGGUUCCUUUGGAUAUCAGUUUCUGUCCAAGAUAUGAAUAUGCACUUUAAUGCUCACACUUUACACCUUUCAGCUCAGAAACACUACAAAAACAUGAGAGGCAGUGUCACACUGGGUAUGAAAGCAGAUCUUCCUUCUCACUGGCUACCGUGAUAGGUCCUAAGCCUGUCUACGGCAGAAUGACAGGACAAUUUGCCAUGGUACUCUACCUUGACGGGAAAUAGGGUUUUGAUUGUGCUGUAUACCAAUUCACGGAAUAAACAGUGAGAGGGGAACUGUUGCUGCUUCAUUAAGAGUUAGGAAGUACUGGAUUUGGGGAAAACCUGGUUUUCAGGAAUGAAACCUGAAUCCAGUAUUGCUUGCUUUGCCCCCUCAAAUAACAGAGCCCUAACGAGACAAUCUUUUGGCAACAGGAAGGUAAAGGAAGAAAAAAGGGGCAGCCCCCAUUACUAUAUACCACUUUUGCCAGGCCCUUUGCAACAUAAAGUGUUCCUACCCCAGCUCUGGAACCUUACUGUUUUGAUAAGGAGCUUGUCUUUUUACCAACUUAUUACUUGAAAUGAUAAAAUAGCUUGUCUGUCUGCUGUUUCAAGACUGUGAUAUAUUUUCCUAGUGGUCUGGUUUUAAAAAAUAAAUAAGAUUUAAUUUUCCUCUA
Pipistrellus kuhlii (Kuhl's pipistrelle) is the source of this 1831-nucleotide messenger RNA. RefSeq names its product family with sequence similarity 136 member A (gene TIMCC). The record is from RefSeq and is a predicted model, not a curated record. Bases 275 to 598 code for a protein of 107 amino acids. Gene Ontology annotation, cellular component: cytoplasm. NCBI's taxonomy places the organism in Eukaryota, Metazoa, Chordata, Mammalia, Chiroptera, Vespertilionidae. The transcript is spliced from 3 exons.